CGCAUUCAUUGCCCUCGUAUAUACAUAUAUAUAAUACGCACACAUAUAUAUAUGUAUGUGCCUUAAUCAAUCAAUACAAGACAUUCUCUUCUCAUACUGCAAUGUGCCCAGUUUUCACCUGAAACGCCGGCGUCGGGAGUUUUGGGUCAUUUGGGUUCCCGACAAUGUCGCCGAAACGGCAGCAGGAGGACGGGAGGACUCGGUCGGACGGCAGCGGGGUGGAUGAUAAGCGUCGAAGGAUGCCCACCUUCGAGAGUGUGGUUGUUGAUAUGAUGAAGAUGCGAUCUGUUCAGCAUUUGCUGGAGCCAGUUUUGGAGCCAUUGAUCCGUAAAGUGGUGAAAGAAGAAGUUGAAAUUGCUCUGAGAAAGCAUAUGAACUCCAUGAAAAGUUACACUUGUUCCAGGAGUUGCGGGAAAGAAGUACAUGCUUCUGAGCUGAGGAGCUUGCAGUUGCAGUUCCUGAACAGUCUCUCUCUUCCUGUAUUUACCGGUGCACGAAUUGAAGGUGAAGAUUGUUCUGCCUUAAAGGUGGCCUUAAUUGAUAUGCUCACUGGACAAAUUGUGAAUUCCGGACCCGAGUCAUUGGCAAAGUUUGAAAUUGUUGUCCUUGAGGGUGAUUUUGAUGGUGAUGAGGGUGAGAACUGGACCAGUGAAGAGUUCAAGAAUAAUAUUGUUCGUGAGAGGGAAGGAAAGAAGCCCCUUCUGACCGGAGAGGCAGUUCUGAAUCUCAAAGAUGGAAUUGGCUUGGUGGGUGAGAUUUCUUUCACCGAUAAUUCCAGUUGGACAAGGAGCCGAAGAUUCAGGCUCGGAGUAAGAGUUGUGGAUCACUUUGAAGGUGUUCGAAUAAAGGAAGCAAAGACAGAAUCAUUUGUUGUCCGAGAUCACCGUGGAGAGUUAUACAAGAAGCACCACCCUCCUUCCUUGCUCGAUGAAGUAUGGAGACUAGAAAAGAUUGGGAAAGAUGGAGCUUUCCAUAAGCGACUUAGUCGAGAAAACAUCUUCACUGUAAAGGAUUUCCUUACUCUACUAUCCUUAGACCCAUCAAGGCUCCGAAAUAUAUUGGGCACCGGUAUGUCUGCAAAGAUGUGGGAAGUCACAGUUGAUCAUGCACGAACAUGUGUCCUUGAUAAGAGAGUUUAUCUGUACUUCCCUCCUCCUGCCUCGGAGAUUAAAACAGGUGUCGUCUUCAAUAUCAUCGGACAAGUGAUGGGACUACUUUCAGAAUGUCAGUAUGUUCCAAUCGAUAAAUUGUCCGAAACCCAAAAGACUGAUGCCCAAGGCUUGGUGAUUUCGGCAUUCCAGCAUUGGGAGGAUGUAGUAUGCUUCGACGAAGAAUCCUCUUUGGCAGGCAGCUCUUCCUGUGUGGCAAGCACCACUAUCUGCAACACAAGCUCGCCCAAGACUGAGAAUUCUAACAGUAACCGGGUCAUGGCUUCUGAUCGAGUUGGUGGGUUCGAUUACACACAACCCAGUGCCUCAUCUCCUGACAUAAUCUCAUCCAUCUAUUCCACAGGGGAUGUUAGCGGGUUGGAUGAUUAUUCCUUGCCUAGCAUAGAAAAUAUGGCUCUUCGAUAUGAUCAGGCCCUGAGCUUUCCCACGCAAGUUAGCUCCUCCAUGAUGUGCGACACGAGAUCCAUCACACAAGAUUUCUUUGAUGAGGAUCAUCUCCAGUUUUUCGACGCUGAUUGCCCCCUUGAGUCGCAGAUCCCAAACUUCGAGUCUACGGCUGAUCUCCAAUGUGCAGUUGAUAGCUUCCUACUGAGGCGUUCGUCCAUUUCUAAUUCUACAGGCAAUGCUCAGAGGAGGUGGACGAAGCUCUUCAGUGUCUUGAAGUGGUUCGCGAUAAGGAAGAUUGUAAUUAGAAGAACCCGAAUUCGUGCACAUCCUGAAAGGUGGUAAAGAGUUAUGUCUACAUCCCGUAUAAAGAAGCAUUUGUCCCAUUCCACGAAGAUGGUGAGGGCGCCUAAUAGCUUUUCGGGCUGCUUAUAAAGAAGCAUUUCUCACAUUCCACGAAGAUGGUGAGGGCUGCCUAUUAGCUUUUCGGGCUGCUUCUUGGCGUAAUUGGCAAUUUGUUUUCAGCUAUAUCUUAUGUAAAUAUUUAUAUCUAUGUAGAUCUGCUUUGGCAGAUUAGGGAGCCGCGACCGAGCUGCCUGAUGGGUUGAACUCGAAGUGGCAAUGUUGGCUUCUAAAUGCUCGCUCGCUUUUCACGUUGUAUCACGUGUUGCAGUAAUGCUGAUUAAAUGAAUGCCUUGAGUUUCUCUUUUCUGUCUU
Punica granatum (pomegranate) is the source of this 2270-nucleotide messenger RNA. NCBI's taxonomy places the organism in Eukaryota, Viridiplantae, Streptophyta, Magnoliopsida, Myrtales, Lythraceae. The record is from RefSeq and is a predicted model, not a curated record.